AGAAAAGCAACUUGACAGUGGAUGCAGUGAAGCUGCAUAAUGAGUUGCAGUCAGGGUCGCUGCGGCUGGAGCAGACAAGUGACAGCACUAAGCUCCCUGUGGAGGAGGAGGAUGCUGUGGAGGCUGCCACAGAGAAGUCCUCGGGCACCUUCCUGAGCGGCCUGAGCGACUGCACCAACAUCACAUUCAGCAAGGUGCAGCGCUUCUGGGAGUCCAACUCCGCUGCUCACAAAGAGAUCUGCGCCGUGCUGGCGGCUGUGACGGAGGUGAUCCGCUCACGGGGGGGCAAGGAGAGCGAGACGGAGUACUUUGCUGCACUGAUGACAACACUGGAGGCAGUGGAGUCUCCGGAGUCGCUCUCUGCUGUUGCCUACCUGCUUAACCUUGUUCUUAAGAGGGUCCCAAGCCCCGUGCUUAUUAAAAAGUUUUCAGAUGCCUCAAAAGCCUUCAUGAAUAUUGUGUCCUCACAGGCCUGCAGCAGCUCUACCUCUGCUCUUCGAUGGGUUCUCUCUUGCCUGGCCACGCUGCUGCGGAAGCAGGACUUGGCAGCCUGGAGCUACCCUGUCACCCUCCAGGUCUAUCAUGGCUUGCUGAGCUUCUGUGUUCAUACCAAGCCCAAGGUGCGGAAAGCAGCACAGUAUGGUGUGUGCUCUGUUCUGAAGGGCACCGAGUUCAUGUUUGGAGAUGCAGCCCCUGAGCAUCACCCUGCAGCACCUUCCACCGCCAAGUUUUGUGUACAGGAGAUUGAAAAAGCUGGAGGGGCCAAGGAGGCCACCACCACCCUGCAUGUCCUUGCCCUGCUGCGGAAUGUGUUGCCCUGCUUCCCUGCAGCUGUGGUGAAGACCUGUUGUGAGACCUUGCUCCGAGUCAUGACCCUCAGCCACGUGCUGGUGACAGCUUGUGCCAUGCAAGCCUUCCACAGUCUGUUCAGCGCCCAGGCCAGCGUGGCCUGCCUGCCAGCUGAGCUCAAUGCCCAGAUCAUCACCGCCCUCUAUGACUAUGUGCCCAGCACAAGCGACCUGCAGCCGCUGCUGACCUGGCUGUCCACCAUGGAGCAGGCGCACAUCAACCUGGGCAGGCUGCAGAAGGACCUGUGCUGGGCUCACCUGCCACGGCUCUUCUCUGCUGCCAUGAACUGUUUCCUCUCACCACACUCCCAGGUGGUGUCAGCAGCAGCACAGACCCUGGAGACACUAUUGAGUGAGUGCAUUGCUCCCCACAUGGAGGACCUGGGCACUGUCUCUGCAUCUGCCCCAACCCCUGCUGCCUACCUGUGCAAGAUGUUCAGAUCAGUGGAGGAAGGGCUGACAUACCGUUUCCAUGCAGCAUGGGAUGAGGUGCUGCAGGUGCUGGAGGUGUUCUUUGAGACGUGUGGGAAGCAGUGCCAUCCCAUCAUGAGGAAGGCAGUGGGGGCUGCCGUGAGCACCAUGGGCCCUGAGGUGCUGCUGGAAGCUGUGCCCCUGGAGAUAGACGGCAAGGAGGAGACACUGGAGUUCCCCCGCAGCUGGCUCCUGCCUGUGCUGCGGGACUAUGUGCAAGGCGCACGGCUUGGCUUCUUCACCAGCUACUUCUUGCCCUUGGCAGCCGCCCUGAAAAGCAGAGCCCUGGAGUUUACACAGGCUGGGGAGAGCGCGGAGGCCAAGAUCUCUGACCUGGGUGAAGACUGCUGGCCUCUCACCUUUUUCUUUGCCUGUCAGGUCUGGACUCUGUUGCCUGGCUUCUGCACCCACCCCACAGACGUGCUGGGUGCCUUCAAGGGGCUAGCCCGCACCUUGGGCAUGGCUAUCAGCGAGCGCCCAGACCUCCGCCUCACCGUGUGCCAGGCCCUGCGCACCCUCAUCCACAAAGGCUGCGCGACAGACGCAGAGAAGGCAGAAGUGGGUCGCUUUGCCAAAAAUUUUCUGCCCAUCCUGUUCAAUGUGUACAGCCAGGCCGAGGAGGAUGGGGGCAGCAGUGCUCAGCGCCGCUCCGUGCUGGACACUGUCCGUGCUUACCUGACCAUCACAGACCCCCAGAUGGUGUGCGGGUUCCUGGAAAAAGCCAGUGCAAAGCUGACCAGUCCUGAGAGCUCAGAGUUUGCCAGACUCUCCAUCCUGGACCUGGUGGUAGCAAUGGCACCUUACGCUGAUGAGCAGUCCCUGGGCUCCCUGUACCACACCAUCCAGCCUUCCCUCCAGAGCAAAGAACACAGCAUGCAGAAGAAGGCGUACCGUGUGCUAGAGGAGGUGUGUGCUGCUCCCCAUGCUCCCUGCCAGGCCUUUGUCCGCUCCCACCUGCAGGAUCUGCAGACAGUACUGCUGGAUUCACUCAAGAGUGCAGCAUCCCCAGCCAAGAGGCCCCGGCUGAAAUGCCUGUUCCACAUCGUGAAGCAGCUCUCUGCAGAGCAUGAGCCCUUUGUCACUGCCUUGAUUCCAGAGGUCAUCCUAUGCACCAAGGAGGUGUCAGUGGGGGCCCGCAAGAAUGCCUUCAUGCUGCUUGUGGAGAUGGGACAUGCCUUCAUCCGCUUUGGACCCACCCCUGAAGAGGCCAUGCAGCGGUUCCUGGUCCUGAUCUACGUGGGGCUCACUGGCUCCGUCACCAUGAUCAGCUGCACUGUGCUGGCACUGACCCGCCUGUUCUUUGAGUUCAAAGAUCACCUGGAGUUCAGUAUGGUGGAGCAGUUCCUGCAAAACAUCUGCAUGCUGCUGGCCUCCCGCACGCGGGAUGUGGUGAAGGCAGCCCUGGGCUUCCUCAAGGUCACACUGCUUCUGGUGGACACUAAGCUGCUGGGGAAGCAUGUCCAGACAAUGCUGGAGGCUGUGGGGAACCUUUCAGAUGACAUGAGACGCCACUUCCGUAUGAAGCUGCGAAACCUCUUCAUCAAGUUCAUCCGCAAGUUUGGCUUCGAGUUGGUGAAGGGGCUGCUGCCAGCUGAGUACCAUAAGGUGCUGGUGAAUAUCCGGAAGGCGGAAGCCCGGAAUCGCAAGCAGCGUGCCCUGAAGCAGGCGGCUGCGGAUGGGGAUGAGGAGGAGGCACCACCAGUACAGGUCAAAGGAGACAGCAUGGAGGAGAUCCUGGCUGACUCAGAGGAUGAAGAGGCGGAAGAAGAGGAACGACAGUGGAGCAAGGAAUGGAGGAAGCAAGCACGGCAGAAGGGCCAAGCCUGGCUGAAGGAAGGGGAAGAGGAUGAGCCACUCAAUUUCCUGGACCCCAAUGUGUCCCAGCGUGUGCUGGCCACCAAGCCAGGCCCCAAGAGGUCCAGAGGAGUGAGCCACGACUUCCAGGUGUCUGAGGAUGGACGCCUGAUCAUCCGUGAAGAAGAAGAGGAGAUGGAUGAUGAUGAAGCUAAAGGAGCAGAUGAAGAGAUGGAAGAUGUGCUGCAAGAUGUGGGUCUCCGCAGUAAGAAAAGCCAGAAGCGUCGGUUCAGAGAGGAGCCAGAUGAUGAGGAAGCUGAGGCUGGAACUUACUCUCGGUACAGAGCUGGAGGCUCUGGGAUCCACCGGCAGCUGAACAAGGAGCCAGCCUUCGGUGCAGAGUACAGAUCCAAGAAAGGCAAAGGUGAUGUGAAGAAGAAGGGCCAGCUUGACCCCUAUGCCUACAUUCCCCUGAACAGAGCUAAACUCAACAGAAGGAAGCGGGCAAAAAUGCAGGGCCAGUUCAAGGGCCUGAUGAAGGGAGCCCAGCGGGGAGCCAAGGCAGGCCGCAGGAACCGUCUGAAGGCCCAGCGCUCCUGAGGAGCCUCAGGUGCUUGGCCUGCUCCUACCCGAGGA
This is a messenger RNA of Acanthisitta chloris (rifleman), 3749 nucleotides long. RefSeq names its product ribosomal RNA processing 12 homolog (S. cerevisiae) (gene RRP12). Lineage: Eukaryota; Metazoa; Chordata; Aves; Passeriformes; Acanthisittidae. The record is from RefSeq and is a predicted model, not a curated record. The transcript is spliced from 33 exons. The annotation marks the transcript as partial.